ACACACACUCUCUCUCUCUCACACACACACACACACACACUCUCUCUCUCUCUCUCACACACACACACACACACACAUAGACACGUACGCAGACACUUUCUGCAUUUUUACAUUUUCAAAAAAACAUAAUUUAAUAUGACAUUUCCCUUGUGAGGACCACCUAAAAGGUCCUCACAACAACCAGAAAUGUCCUCACAGAACAGGUUGAUUCUCAAUACUUGGUCCUCACAAGUACAGCAAAACCUGUACACGCAGACACACACUCGCACACACACACACACACACACACAUAGACACGCACACAGACACACACACACAUACACACACUCACACACACAAACACACACACACACACAUAGACACGCACGCACGCAGACACACACACACACACACACAUAGACACGCACGCAGACACACACACACACACACAUAGACACGCACGUAGGCACACACACACACAUAGACAUGCACGCAGACACACACACACACACACACACAUAGACACACACAAACAUGUUGGUGCGGCUAUCCUUAUGAGGACUCUCCAUAGACAUAAUGAUUUUUAUACUGUACGAACUAUAGAUUCUAUCCCCUAACCCUACCCCUAAACCUAACCCUCACAAAACAUUUUCUGCAUUUUUACAUUUUCAGUUUGAAUUAUGGGUACACUAGAAAUGUCCUCAUAAACCACAUUUAUAGCAUAAUACCCUUGUAAUUACCAGUUUGUAACCUAAAAAAAUGUCCUCGUAAACCACCCAAACCCACCACACACACACACACACACACACACACACACACAAAGGUAAUUGGAAAUUUAAGCAACACUUUAAAUGUAUGAAUGUCAUUGCAUUAGAUAACACAAUAUAAAACCAUACUAGAGCUUUUCUCAGAACUAACUUCACUUUCCUAAGCCAUUUUUGCAAGUUGAUUUUUAGUGGAACAAUAAAGUCCAUGUAUGAAGUCUAUGUUAUGUACAUAUGAUGUGAUUAGGGAUGGGCAUUUUGGUCGUUUUGUCUACUCAAGUACUUGGACAAGUCGAGUACUCGAGGGGCAAUGAUAUGUACAUAACUGUAUAUAUAUAAUAACAUGUCUGACAAAUGUCUUUGGCUGCUGCAUUGCGUCUUGUUGUUCCAUAGUAUCGUCUAUUCAUUAUUAUUGGCUGUUAUAAAAUAACCUGUUACAAAAUGUACAAAAGAUCAUAUUUUGUCAUUAUGUGAAGAUUCGCUGCCCAAAUUGAAAGAAUGUGCCCAACGAGCGACUAUCUGUACUUCCUUCAGGUUACUGUUGUAAUCUUAGUAAGCACGCUAAGCACACAGUUUUUUUUAGUAACGGUCUGAACCGUCUUUUUUCAAAUCGCUGUUGGCUUAACAGGAGACUAGAGGUCGACCGAUAGUGGAUUUUACCGAUACUGAUACUAAGUUCGUCGGUACCUGCCGAUAACUGAUUAAUCAACUGAUAGUUUUUAAGAUUGAUACUGAAUGAAAAAAUAACACUCAAAGUAAAAUAGUGCUGAAAUUUAUUACAAAAAUAAACAGUACUGACUGAACCAUGAAAAUAUACUGUACUUUUUUAAAUGAAAUAAAUAUAUAAAUAUUAAUAUAUAUUAAAUAAUAUUCAAAUUUUAAAGUCAGCUGAUUUUUAAAUUGACAAUGUUUCCUUAGUCCACAAGAGGGCGCAAUAAAAACAUAAACCAUUCAGCACUGUUAUAUUAUUGCAUAGAACAUUUCUAUUCUGGCUGUUAAAAAAGAGCAUUUCAUUUUCAACUAAUGUGCAUAAAAUAAAUAAAUAAAAAUUUUUAGUCGGCCCAUAUUCUCAAAUGUUAAGUAUAAAGUAAAAUGAGGGGGGAAAACGCUUCAAUAGACAGUUCACAUGGUGUUACACUUGCACUGAUUCCUACUACUCCAGAAUCAAGCUUCAUAAUAACAGCGAAAUAUCAUAUUGUUUUUUAUUCAGUAGAGUAUGUAUGUUUAUGUAGAGUAUCAAUAUUCACAGAUAGCAGUGGUAUUCGGCUGAACUCGGUGGUGAAGCGGCUCAGACUAUGAGCCCAGGCCAGGGGCUGUUCAAUAAGAUGAAACACAACAGAAUGGAACCGAGCGCAAGACACACAUUUUCAAGAUGAACAUCUUUCCUGACAAAGCAUUUAAACAACUCAUUGCUUAAUCUGAGAAAGAUGUAAUGGCCAAAGACCUCCACCAACUGUAAGGGGCUGUAUACAUACCUUUUCGUUCUGAAGUGUUCCACUUCAUGCAGAGUGUAAUCUCACGUGUCAAAACAAACACCACAAGGCAUCAGUGAAGUGCCACUCUCAUACUGUAUAACGACAGCGGACCCUUCCCAGCUGCUCCAGCACCGGACGCAACGAGGAAAAACUAUCGGUGUGGAUUUUUGCCGAUAACCGAUAGUUCCAGAAAUCUGUUGUCAGUGCCGAUUAAUCGCCAAAACCGAUAUAUCGGUCGACCUAUACAGGAGACGCAAUAACCAUCGCGUUUUUAAUAUGCAUUCAGUUUCAGUUUUCAGUUAGAAGUUCAGUUUUGAAGACGCUGCAUUCUGUUCCAUUUAGCUGCGCUCUGUCUAACUGUUUGAAACACUUGCCGCACGUUGAGUCCACUGCCACACGCCUGGUGUGUGUGUGUGUCCAAGUGUUUGCUGCUGUAGGGAAAGCCGCGAUGCUCCGUAUUGUUGUUGCUGUAAUGAUUCAUGGAGCAAUCUAUUCAAAUCGGAGAGUCAGAAUUUCCACAUUUCAACUGGGGAAAUUGCAACAGAAUGACACAUAAUGACAGACUUCUAAGUUGGAAACUCGUGCGGAAAUCUUCAACUCCCAUUUCGUUGAGAUGCAGGUGUGUGUUACGUCACGCAAACAUUUCGGCACCCAGGGCAGGGAGGUUUACAGUCAGUGACAAACAUUCACUUUUAUUGAAUAAUAUCCAUUAACGAGUCAAAGUUCUUACAUUAAAUGAUAAUAAAAUAUGUUUAGCAAACGUUUUGCAGAGAUGGGUGUUCAAAACACUGUUAAUUACACUCUUUUGAUUAUCAUAAUGAUAGCAUUGCAGUGUUGUAUCAGUUUGGUUGCUAUGAGACAUCUCUGAAAAUCAACGUACCCCUCAAAACCACAAUGUAAUCAGUCUCAAAAUUAAAAUUAAGCUCCCUCUUUGACAUGUGUGUUUAGUUGUCAGGUAAUUGUCACUGAUUUUCUAAUUAAGUGAAAAGUCACAUCAUGCGUGAUCACCAUCGAUCAUCGUUUUCAUGAUCGAUCAUUGCUGCCACGUCUGAGUACCUGAGUACUCAUGCCCAAGUAUGAUUACAGUAGACCCCGUUUACACCUUGUAUUAAGAUGUUUCUUGGGUGAUCUGAUCACAUGUGGUCAGGUGAGACACCACUAUUUUUCAUCUGGUCUUUUAAAUGCAUCUCCUGUGACCACUUGUGAUCGGAUUUGGAAGGAAGGGACUCUGUUUUGUGAUGAAAUGCAUCAAUAACUGUGUCAGUGUGUUACUGCAUGGCAUUAAAGCACAACAAAGUCUGAAAAGACGCUAUUGCUCCCAGAUGCAUCUGAAAUGUAAUCUAAACACAAAAACAAUAAAUUGUUUGUUAUUCUAAUGGAUUACCUGUAUUAACCUGAGCUGCAGAUGUUUGUGCUUCUCAUAAGUGUCCGUGCAUGUUGAUUUCAGACACACUGAAGAAGAUCCAUGAAGUUUUCGUGUUUAUGUAUACGCUAUUUUGCAUUUUCCGAUCGGACAGUUAUUUCCUUUUAAAGCUGCUCAUAACCGGCAAAAUUUAAACGCUUGUUUUAGCACAGUGGUUGAUUGACAGGUGAGCGGAGGCCCUUCGCUGUUGCCGGUAUGCAUACAGGACAGAUUUGCAUUUACACCUCAAAUGUGAUUCGGUUACAUGCGUUUUUGACAACAUUUGUGUGUGGUUUUUGUGAUCCAAUCACAAAACGUUUUAGACCCUGUUUAAACUUGUAUUUAGCACUGACCACAUGUGAUCGGACCACCCAAAACGCAUCUGUAACAGGUCAAGGAUGGGCAAAGAGGAGGCGGGAACCAGCUGAACAGUCAGCAUAAACUUUAAUGAUAUAAAUUAACUUAAAACAAACAUAAACAGACACACAUGCAACGUGGCCAAGUGCGUCUCUCUCUCUUGAACCGGCGUCUCCGGCCGCCCCUUAUCUCACUCUCCUGCUGAUCAGCUGAUUCAGUGCCGGCCCGGCCACGCCCUCCUCCUCAUCACACUCGCCACUGGUCAGAUUAAACCCCCCCCCCCGUUCUGUCAGCCGGUGGUCCACCCCGCCUCCUGUGAACCUGGGGGAGAGACGAGGGGAGGCGUGGGGAGAGGGAAAGCACGAGCGGAGACACACAGAGAGGGAAAGGAGAGAGAGAGAAGAACUUGCUCGCCAUCUCCAGACGCCCGUCGCCUGGUCCUCAACCGCUCCUCCACCCUCUGGCGGGCGCCAGCUCGCUCCUCCCCCAGCAGACGGCAGCUAGUCCUCAGGCCGCUGGUGGACGGAACCACUCCUCCCCUUCUCGGUAGAUGGCCGCCAUUCCUGCGGCCGGCAGCGACCCCUCCGUCCCCAGGCAGACGGCCACUGCUGCACCCCUGGCGGAUGGCAGCGGCGAGGACUCGCAUGACAACGCAUCCCUCCUCCAUCCCAUUUUUCGGCAUCACUGUAACAGGUCAAGGAUGGGCAAGGAGGAGGCAGAAACCGGCUGAACAGGCAACAUAAACUUUAAUGAUAUAAAUGAACUUAAAAAAACAUAAACAGACACACAUGCAACGCAGCCACGUGUGUCUCUCUUUCUCGAAACGGUGUCUCCGGCCGCCCCUUAUAUCGCUCUCCCGCUAAUCAGCUGAUUCAGCACCAGCCAUGCUCCAACACGGCCCAGCCACGCCCUCCUCCUUAUCUUAAUACCAGGUGUAAACGGGGUCAUAGACAUAGUGUGUGAUUAUGUGUUUAUUCCCUUGAGGCUUGUUGUGUAUGUCCAUAUUCAGCUUUAAGUGAGUAAAGAAGUUUCAUUCAAUAAAAACAGACUGUUCUGUCUCCGCUUUCUGAUUUCAUUGUCAUUUUAGUGUUGGAGAAAAAUGCAGGAAAAAUUAUUGGUGACAGAAUCACUAUGGUUAACAAUCAGCAUUUGUGAAGACAUGCAGCUGAGUGAGAUGAAAACAUUCAGUUUAGCUUGACAUCUUUUCAGUUCUUCAGUAAAAGAAGCUCAUUGGUCACUUGAAGAGAACACAGGAGCCUGCCUCGGUGACAGAAUGAUUUUUUCAAGCAAGCCUGAUGUGCUUUUUUAGUUUUUAAAGCCAUUAAAUGAGCAGAGAGUCCCGACAGUCAAGUGAUAUUAACAAUGGCCUCCUGCUGGCAGACGCUAAUGCGCGUUCCCUCUCUCACCUACUAACUGGUGAUUAUGUAAAUAAAGCUCACACCUGAAAAUCACCAGAAAAAUCAGCUAGUGUGGUGCCAGACAUGUGAAAUAGUACCUUUUAUGCUGUGAGAUUUUCACAAGCAGUUUUUGUAGAGAUUUUAUUGGAUGGCAUUUUUAGAAACAAGUUCACAUACAAAAAUACAGUACAUGCAUGCAAAUGACAAAUAAUGUGAAAAAAUGUCCGAGAUAAUACAAGUAAUAAAUCAUUUAAAAAUCUAGUUUUUAAAUGACUUAAAAAAUGUUAAGUGGUGUAACCAUGAAGAAAAAGGUAUUAAAAUAGUUUCCUUAUGCCUUGAACACAUGUGAGGUACACAACUUAAUCAUUAAUUUCAAAAACAUUUCCAAAAAAGCUACAAAAUAUUUUGAAAAAAAAUUACUAAUGUUUGAGUUCAGGGAUGCGCUGUUGUGGAGUCCUCGCCUCUGCCAUCCGCCAGGAAGCGGAGGAGUCGCUGCCGGGAGUUGGAGGAACUGCUGCCAUCCACCAGGAUGCGGAGGAGCCGUUACCGUCAGCUAAGGGUCGGAGGACUCGCUGCCGUCCGCUAGGGGAUGAGUGGCUGUCGUCCGCCAGAGGGCGGAGGAGUGGCUGAGGACCAGGCGACAGCGUGUCCGGGGACCGGCGAGAGAGUUUUUCUCUCUAUCUCCUCUCUCUCUCUCUAUCUCUCCCCCUCACUCUUUGCCUCUCCCUACCCUCGUCUCUCCCAGGGCUCCAGAGGGGCGGGGAAGACCUGGAAGGGAAGGGCAACACCUCCCCUCCAUGAAGAGAGGGGAGGAGAGUACAUCAUGCCGGAGGUUUCCCCAGCCUGAAUUGGGCGGUGGAGGAGUGUGACGAAGAGGAGGGCAUGGCUGGGCCAUGAGGACGCACGCUCGGCGCUGAAUUGUGCUAAUCAGCCGGGAGGAGGAUAAAGACGAGCCAGAGGUGCCAGUUCGAGAGAGUUCGAGAGAGAGACACACACAUGCGGCUGCUGUGUGUGUGUCUGUGAAAGAAAAAAAAAAUGGACUUGGCCCACCAAGGUCUGGUUCUUCUGAAACAUCUCAAUGCUCAAAGGGAGUUUGGUUUCCUCUGUGACUGUACUGUGGCCAUCGGAGACAUUCUUUUCAAAGUCCAUAAAGCUGUUCUUGCAGCUUUCUCAAACUACUUCCGCAUGCUGUUUAUUCACCAAGACAGUGACUGUGUUCGACUGAAGCCCUCAGAUAUACAACCCGACGUCUUCAACUACUUGCUUAACUUAAUGUAUACUGGAAAAUUUACCACACAGCUCAUUGACCCUCUUCGCCUUGAGCAGGGUGUAAAAUUUCUGCACGCUUACCCCUUAUUACAGGAGGCAAGCCUUAUAAACCCUGAGUCCCAGGAUUUACCUUUGACAAACAACCUUUAUGGCAUACAGAUAUCUGAUGAGACAUUCAGCCUACCCAACAACAAUACAACAUGCAAAGAAGAUGCUAACAACUGUGAAAUUAUGGGCCAAGAAGGUUCAGAGAUGCCUGAUAUGGUGUAUAGAUCUCCACAACCUGUUGGCAUAGAGUCACCCACCCAGAAUGCUGCUGCCACCAUGAUCCAACAUCUCACCUAUGGCAUAAUGAGGAGAAACACUUCAACUAGAAAGCAUUACACCUGCAAUUAUUGCGGAAGCCGUUUUAACCAGAGGUUCAAAUUGAAGGAGCAUCUACUUGUCCACAUCAGCCAAGCAACUGAGCCUCCGGUAUCGUCUAUACAAAAUGGUUAUCCUUUUGAGGUUGAAGGUCAGGAAAUGGAAGAGGCCAAUUUGCAAGCUGACAGUGAUGUUAUAAGUGAUACCGAUCAACAAACAUGGAUGGAAGACACCCCACCACCCUCUGACAUUGCUGACAUAGACAACCUAGAGGGCACCGACAUGGAUCGUGAAAUGAAGCGGCGAAAAUUUGAAUGUCCGAACUGUGGCCGCAAGUUCAUUCAGAAGAGCCACUGGCGUGAACACAUGUAUAUUCACACAGGAAAGCCAUAUAAGUGUAGUGCUUGUGGAAAAAGCUUCUGCAGAGCAAACCAAGCUGCUCGACAUGUUUGUUUGAGUCAGGACAGUGAGUCAUACAUUAUGGUGAACAAGCAAAGUUUGGUUCUUUGUGGUGGAGAAGACAACAGUCAGGUGGAUGCUCUCUUCCUGUCUUCAGAAAGACCCUACAAAUGCAGCAUGUGCGCAGUACCUUUCAGCAGCCCAUCUGCGGUUCCCAAACAUCAGUGUUUGGCUAACGACGAGGCUGCACCAGUGGUAGACAGUCCAUUGGGGGUAAAUGAGAACUGGGGUUUAGUAACAAGUACUCCUCAGGUAAUCAAUUCUUCCUAGAAUGUUGUUGACCCAGCAUUAGCCAGUUUCAGUGCCAUUGUUUAACUUGUUUUUAAUUAAAGUCAGUGCUUGUAUUAUAAACUUGGUUAGAGAGAAGUAUUUAAGGUCCACUGCAUUUGUUUUUAUUUCAUUUUGUUUUUGUUUUUUUUUGUUUGUUUUUUUACAAAGUUCAUGUACCUAUUUGUUUGGAACUAAUAAAAUGGCAAAAACUA
Messenger RNA from Myxocyprinus asiaticus (Chinese sucker), 7947 nucleotides. RefSeq names its product zinc finger and BTB domain containing 2a (gene zbtb2a). The record is from RefSeq and is a predicted model, not a curated record. Gene Ontology annotation, molecular function: DNA-binding transcription factor activity, RNA polymerase II-specific; RNA polymerase II cis-regulatory region sequence-specific DNA binding; protein binding. Bases 6410 to 7735 code for a protein of 441 amino acids. The transcript has 3 exons. Lineage: Eukaryota; Metazoa; Chordata; Actinopteri; Cypriniformes; Catostomidae. Gene Ontology annotation, biological process: regulation of transcription by RNA polymerase II. Gene Ontology annotation, cellular component: nucleus.